Messenger RNA from Heterotrigona itama, 3838 nucleotides. Lineage: Eukaryota; Metazoa; Arthropoda; Insecta; Hymenoptera; Apidae. The record is from the annotation of a GenBank genome assembly.
AUGCACUUACAUAUAGUGGGCAAUGUCAAGGCCACCGGUUUUCCACACUUCUUUACACUCCACGUAGUUGCCCACGCGUUACUUAUCACGUUAAGUCCACAACUGUUUUAUCGCCGGCGAGAGUUUCCAGCGUUGUCGGUCGUGAAAAAACAAAGAGAAAGUAUGACCGCCACGAUAGGAGACGUGCAAACUCUGCAAACCCUAACGUCACACACCAGUGACGUAACGACUAUUGAUUUUGCGGGCGAUUGCGUACUAGUGACUGGAUCCGGAGACAAACGUGUCAGAGUUUGGCAAUGGCGUUCAGGAGAAGGAUACGUAGAAGCACAUUUCUCCCCGUUACAAGGACACAAAUACGGAGUCACGUCUGUCAAAGUAAGCCCUCAGUCGACAAUGUUGGCUUCGGCUAGUAUAGACGGCACAACGUUACUUUGGAAUUUGCGAACGGGAUCGAAAAUUCAUACAAUGGUUCAAGUAGGCGGAGAAGCGGUGAGAGUUUGCAGAUUUUCGCCAGAUUCAACGUUACUCGCAACCGCCGGCGAUAACGGACAAGUUUGCCUUUGGGAUUUAAUCCGACGCAGUUUAGUUAGAUAUUUUCAAAAACAUGACGGUGCCGUGCAGAGUGUGUGCUUCUCACCGGAUUCUAGUUGGUUGAUAACUACUUGUACAUUCGGCGUCAUGAAAUUAUUCGCCACCAGCGACAUCAUCGACUCGUGCUUCACCGAUAAUCAAGCGAUUACUGCAUUCGCCUCGAUAGACGACGCUCACGAUUUGGGUGUCGUAUCUUGCGACUUUUCCACCUGCCAGAAGAUUACAAGCAACGAACCUUUCACGAAACUGUAUCAGCUGGUUACCUGCGGCAACGACCAUUACGUAAAGCUGUGGGAAGUAACUGUAGUACAAACGAAAUGCGAGACAUCCACCGUGAAGAUAAACCUGUGCAGAACUAUGGAGAAGCACAGCAGUGCCUUAACUUGCGUUUGUUUCAACGCGAACGGAUUGUUCAUCGCUAGCAGCGGCCUCGAUAAAACAACAAUUAUCUGGGAAACGGAUCCAACGAUAAAUCCGUAAUUAUUUGGGAUCUUAAAGGAAACUUGUGUCUCGACUCGGAGCUCACACGAAGAUUCACACCUGCCUUAUUUUUAGACAAUCCGGAAGAGUGCGCCGAAUAUGAAGAAAGUGUAAUGAAAAACGCAGAAACGUCUGUCAAUGACGUUCAAUUGGUUCAAAGGUUAGAAGAGCACGGUGGAGUAGUGAAUAGCGUAGCUUUCUACGGGAAUCAUCUAAUCGCUUCUGGAUCUGGGGACAAGCUAAUACGAGUUUGGAGCACUGAGAUCGAAGAGGAAGCGAAUGCUGAAACUAGCAUGAAGUUUCAAGAGAAACCUUACAGCCCGUUGGAUGGUCAUAAAUAUAGCAUAAAUCACGUGGAAUUUAGUCCCUGUGGUCGUAUGCUUGCCUCUUGCUCCUUAGACGGAAGUGUUAUCAUUUGGGAUGUCGAGAACGGUUCUCAAGCGAAAUCUUCUUUCGUGAAUUCGGGAUCCGGUAUCCGCGUUUGUCGAUGGUCACCGGAUGGUACUAAAAUUGCAACAGCUGGAGAUGAUGAAAGGACGACAUUCGUUUUCAGGGGUCAUUCCGAUGCGGUGAACGCGAUCGCCUUCACGCAUGACUCCUGUUACUUGAUUACGGCAUGUAACGAAGGCGCUUGGAGACUUUUCGACGUCAGUGAUAACGAAAAUUGCGGGUCGUUGAUUGUUUGCGGCGAAGCUCACGACUUAGGCGUUCAAGGAUGCGAUUUUUGCCCGACGUCUAACUUCAUAGCUAAUGGCACAAACGAGAACAUAAUUAGCGAUAAACACUCUUAUCUGUUAGCAACCGGUGGCAAUGACUCUUUGGUUAAGUUGUGGAAAAUAACAAUUGGCAAAGUAAUCACGCCGAGUGGCAUCGGAGGCAGUAGUGGCGAUGUGCGAUACGAGGAAAAGAAAUGUUUCGCCGGGCAUGGUGGAAAUGUGACCUGCGUCCGAUUUUCACCGAUUCAAAGCGAAAUCUUGGGCAGCGUGGCUACUGAUAGAACGGCGCAAAAUGUGCUUUCACAGUACACUGGGGUAUGUUUGUACGUGUUAGAGGAGCACGAAAGUCUUGUAACUGCCUGCGCUUUUUCACAAGACACUUCAUUCUUUAUUACAGGUUUCGGACUGGAAGAUCGAUGAUACGUUGAAAUGGUUGGACGAAAUUGGCUUGUCGCUGUUAAUUAAGAAAGCUAACGCGAUUUCUUUAACUGGACGACACUUACUUUCUCUGUCGGAGGACGAAUUAGCUAAUAGAUUGGAUAUAGAACAGGAUGAGGAGACAGCGGAAGCGUUUAAAACACAGCUGUACUGGUUAAAACGUGAGGACAGUAACUCUACAGAGAUCUCUAUAGACGAUACUGAAAUACCUCACGAAUAUUUAUGCCCUAUCACGCAUGAAAUAAUGAAAGAACCCGUCCAAUGUACUGAUGGAUUUACAUACGAGAAAGCUGCUAUAAACGAAUGGUUCUUAUGUGGAAAAUAUACAAGUCCAAUGACGAAUAAACCACUUCAGAAUACUUCGUUCACUCCGAACGUUACACUCAGGAACACGAUAUACACUUUCCUUCAUGGAAACCGACCACAGGCUUAAUCCUUUAUAGGACAGUAUAGUGAAUGAAGCAAUCGAAAGAAAAUCGAAAUAUCUUCAAAUUCCUUCGAUUUCUGAUGCAAUGAUUUUUCAAAAAUUUUUUUCACACUUUCUUGAUUGCCUAACGUGUUGAGCAUGGUAAGUACACUUAUCAGAAAUCGUUUAUUGAAUUUCAAUGGUCUCUGGUAAGAACAUAGGUAAAAUUAAUGAAAAUCAUUACGAAGUUUCUAUCUUUAUUGUUGUCGAAAAAAGUCAAUCUGAACAAAAUUACAAAUAUGAGAGGUUUCGUACUACUUUACGAACAAUAAUAAGAAUAUUGGUAACUAAAUUAAGCAUUAAAUUUUUAGACUAGAGGAUAUUAAGCUGUAUGUAUGUUUUUAUAUGUAACAUGGACCAAUGCAAUGGUUAAAUAUGAUUUUUUUAAUUUAACUCUAUCUAUAGUUAGAAAAUACCCUUUUCUAAUAUUUCCUGAUGCAUAGUGGGAUAUUUUUUGAAAAAUUAAAAUUACUAUGUUAUGAUGCACUCAGUUUGUAUAGUUAGAAACUCUCUCAACAGAUGUUAUCGAUCUAUUUUUUUUAGUUUUAAUCAUCUUGUAUUAUUUCACAUGUUUAACCUGUUAGCCAAGAACGACGAAUUAACUCGUCACUGGGAUUUCAAUUUUUCGAAUAUAAUAAUUUAUUUAUUAACCUAUGAUUUUUGAAGAUGUUUGUAUAAUUUCCAUUAAAAACAAAUUAUAUUCUAAUUUACAAAAAAUUAAGAUUUAUCAGAUUAGAAUCAAUUUCUCUUUAUGAAUUAUUAAUUCUACAAUUAUAAAAAUCUUUAAAUGUUUCUAAAUAACCGAGACAAUUCUAUUUUUAUAUAUAAUUUAUCAAGAUAGAAUUUCUGUGCGGCUCAAGACACAUUUAUAAUUUAUACCAUAAAGAGUUAAGUUACGAUAUAAAAUAUAAUAACGAUACUUCAAAGAAAUUUUUUCUUCUUUUUCCUUUUACCUACGUAAUUUUGUAAUACCUGACACUUGACUUUUUCUUGCACUUGAGUUUAAGAAAGAGAAUUCUAUGCACUUCGUUGAACAUGUAAGUACGUGAAACAAUAAUAUAAAAGGAACAAAUUAUAAAUACGCACAAAGUGAAGUUGUUACUAUCAAUCUUAAUCAACAAAAUCAAUUACAUUUGUGAGAAUUUUG